GGGUAACGGGCACAUGCCCUUGGUCAUUAGUCAGGAAGGACAUUCGAUUAGGCUCAGCUGGGAAAAAACCUAUCAGCUGAUAUCUACAGUCAUGCUGGCCUGCACUGGUUUAAAGCAUGAGACCACCACCACCAGGGAUUGAUGAAAGCAGCUCAAAGGCCCUGGAGAAGAGGUGGCAUGGGGGGCGCAGCGUGAGGGGACACCCCUGUGUUAAUGCGGCCAGCAUGCACGCUCACAGCUGGGUGCUCCUGCUGAGCCUCUGGCAGUUAGGCACCGUUCCUGCCUCGUCUCCGACCGGAGGCCACCAUGCAUGGACCCCACCCUGGACAGGGCCCACCAGGGAGUCCGGCGUCUUCUGGCCAUUCUGGGUUUCCGUAGAUGUCCCCUCCGUAGAGUCCGGAGGGUCCACUCCGCUCCCACUUCCUGUCGGUUUGACCUCUGACCCACAAGGUCUGCCCCAAACAGGAAGCACAGAGAGCCAGAGGCCAGCUGUCUCCACCACAAACACAGCUCUGCUACCGGAGCCAGGUACAGGAAUCCUCUGGGGCCAAGAAUCCACCUCCACAAGCAGAGAGACUGCCCCCUGGCUGCGGGAGGCUGAACUACCAACCAGUGGUUUUACACAUUUAAGUCCAGCUCAGGGGGAGGACCUUCACCUCAUGCCCCAGCCUACUCACAGCCUGAGGGGGGUAGAUGCUGCCACCCAGACACCAACGUGGCUAACGCCAGGAAUACCGCCGUUUACCGCCAUGCCGAACGGGAACACGGCCGUGCUGCUAUCCCCCACAGGGGCCCUGGAGACGAGGGAGUCGGCCCUUCCUCUUCCUCCCAAGUCUCCAGACCCCCAGGCGGGGAGACAGGGGCCCAUCACGGGCCUGCCCGGAGGGAGAUCCACCAGGAGGGGAGAGGGGAGGCGGGAGCGGGUACCCAAAACCGGGAGCAAGCCUACGCAGGCCGGGGAAGUGAAGGCAAGCGUGCCCGAUGAUGGAGGGAAGCUGGAGGGGGUGGUACAAAAACCUACCGAGACGCUGACGGUUACCACCAAAGCACCAGGAUAUGUCCUUCCUGGUGCGGACUGGCCAUCCAACCCAGGGGACCCCGAUUCUGCUCGUGUCCCACACUGUAACGGUGACAUCACUGGUUCCUGCAACCACAACAACACCUGGAUCCCCGCCCUCUCUGAAGACAUCGGACACAACCAAUCGCACGACCCCUCCCCGCCCCCAGCCCUGCCCCUGCUCCUCGUGUCUCUGAACGCGGACUGGAACAGUGCCAUGGCGACAUGGGGCGUGGCCUGGGAGCUGCACGUGUUCGGGGUUGGCUCGCUGUUCGCCGCGGCGACCCUGCUCUCCGCCCUCGGCCUGCUGCUCCUCCCCUUGCUCCGCCCCCCGGGAGGGGGGUACCUGGCGCUGGCUCACCUCUUCCUGCUGGUCGCCAGUUCCAGCCGUGCAUUCUCGCUCUUCUAUGACGCGUACAGCCACCUGGACAAGCUCCUGGCCGCCCACUUCCUGUUGCUCCACCAGGCGCCCUUCCCCAGCCUGACGGGCGCCUUCGCGGCCAUCUUCCUCUUCCUGUCCCUGCGUUCCCGCGUGAGAGUCCCCGGGUCCUCAUGCCAACGGCCUUGCUCACUGGCCGUUCUGCUGCUGCUGCACUUUGGCGCCACCUUCGGCUCCCUGCUGGUACUGCAGGCAUUCCCCCAGUGGCCCAGCCUCAUAGUCGUUUCCCAGGGGGUGUUCGUGGUGCUAAUCGCCUUCCUGUCUGUGGCCUACCUCGUCUUCUGCUGCUACACCCGGGCCGACACCAAGCACGUCUACCACCUGAGCAACACCCUGCCAUCUCGAAGAGGGUGGGACCGAACGGCAGUAAUGGCGGGAUUCUCUGUGGUCUUCUUGCUGGCGUGUGCCGGGCUACAGCUCUACGCCAUUGUUCAUUGGCUAGCCCCGGCCCCAACCCUGGGCCCCUGGCCCUGGUGGGCAUUCCAGCUGAGCUGCUGCCUCUGUGAGGCGUGCGCGUGUAUUGCCCUCUCUCUGACCGCCAUACCCCCUAUCCGCCGACCGCCUAGCCCCUACCUCUGCGGCUGCUGCGGUUGCCGCGGCGACCCAUCCGCCAAGCUGUCGGCCCCUCCUGAGUGGGAGCUGAGGCAGCAGGAGAAGCUGGCGAUCUGCGAGGGGGUGGGGUCGGAGCGCCUGCCCCUCUACGCCCUGGUAGACCCCCACCCCAGCAGCCUGGAGGGGCUGGACCUUCUCUACCAUGGAGCCGGGGUCCUGUCGUGUUCCGAUUCGUAUGCGGACACGCCACUCAAGGCGAGGGGCGGGUCCCCGGGGGCCUCCUAUGCCAGCUUGCGGCUGGACAGCGACUCCACGGGCGACCUGCGGCCCCCCUCCCCCAUAAACCUGCGGCGCAGCAUCGACGAGGCCCUGUUCAGCCCUGCCCUGUUUCCUCACAGCCUCUUCAGCCCUGCCCCCCGCCGCGGCUCCACCGGCCUGACCCCGCCCCCCGCCGACAGCUCGGCCGACCACGCCCUCUACCGCACCUCCUCCUGCCGGGAGAUGGAGGCCGGGCCUCCCAUGAUUGGCUCUAGCCUGUCCGGCCACGCCCCUGCGGAAGCUGGCCUCAGCCAGUGGACGGAGCACAGGAUGGGCGGCAGCAGCUCCAGCUUUCUGGGCAGGCAUUCUCUGGACGGCUCCUCUGUGGUCCUCUGUCCCAGCCAGGAGGCCUGCGGUCACGGCCGAAUUGCCCCUAGCAACCUGGCUCAACACAGCUCGAACCAGGGGGACCAGCUCCACGGAUGCCACUUGGGCCUAGUCUCCACCUCUCAGGAGAAUUUGGACCGGCUUGCCGAGACGGACCUGGCCGUCCAGGAGGAGUUCAUCAGGGUGUGUCGGCAGAUCGACGCUCUAAGCAUAAGCAGUGACACCAUUGACCUGUAGGCACUGUGACCCCACCCAGAAAGGUCAACCAAGAUAUGACCUCACCCAGUAAGGUCAACCAAGAUAUGACCUUACCCAGUAAGGUCAAGCAGGAUGUGACCUCACUUAGUGAGGCAUACCAGGAACAGCUCACAGACACUGUGGGGGAGUGGGAGGGAGAUACAGUAUGCUAUGGUACAGGCUCAUUUUUCUAAUAGCACGUCCACCUGCAGUUUCAUGAGUGACAUGGUGUCAAAUGGAGUUUCCUCAAAUUUGAUAUCACAAAAAAAUCUCCAGCAAUCCCAAAGAUGAGAUUUUACACUCCUUUGGAUUUACAGUAUAGCCACGGAAGAUGUGGGUCUAGCUCUAGGUUCCCUUGGUGACCAAUUUAGAAAAUAAAAGUGCUACAGUCUGGAAGAUACCCACAGUGGUUGUCAUGGGAUGCUGUGAUUAGUGUUUUUAAUUAGACCAUGUUUCUGGCUUUCCCGAGCCCUUCAGCACAGCUGACUCAUCCAGGGAGAUGCUAAACAAGCACUUAUUAACAAGAGGCUGCUAUUUAUUGAUAUACUAUAACCAACCGAUGUUGCUUUACUUAUGGAAUAUAAAAUCAAAUCAUAUUCCUCAUCCUCCCCUCCCAUCAAAUUGCUUUUGUUGUACAUGAUUAACUUUUGUGUUACACUUGCUCAAAAAAUGCCCAAAGGAAAUCUCAUGCCCUGCAAUACUUCUGAAGACAUUAUAUAGAUGUAGAACUGAUGUUAUGGAAGUAGAAUUUAUAGCCUGUGUCAGCACCGUAGAAGAAUAGCAGCGCCAUCUACUGGUAAACAGAUGUUACAAUGUCAUGCCUUCUGCUCACUUCCAUAGUUAUUUCUUUGUAAGACAUGCUUUAGAUUCACAUAAACAGCUAAAAACCUGUUUAUUUUUGCGAGAUUAUGGUUACAAAAUCAUGUUUUUAUUUAUUUUCAGCUUUAUUAAGAAGCAAGGGAUAUUUUAUAUGUGUGGAUUUAAGUGCAUGUUUCAAAGAGAUGCUUACUGAAAGUUUACACUAUAGUGCAAGGAUUAUAUGGAAAAAGAUUUCAUCCAAAUUAUUCAGAAGGAUAAGUGUUUUAUGUUACAAUAAAAUCAAAUGUUAUAUUGAA
Molecule: messenger RNA, 4045 nt
Organism: Conger conger (European conger)
Lineage: Eukaryota; Metazoa; Chordata; Actinopteri; Anguilliformes; Congridae
Product: proline-rich transmembrane protein 4-like
Exons: 3
Coding region: 117-2930 (937 amino acids)
Source: RefSeq, a predicted model, not a curated record